Messenger RNA from Galleria mellonella (greater wax moth), 4626 nucleotides. RefSeq names its product cytochrome b5-like. The transcript is spliced from 4 exons. Gene Ontology annotation, molecular function: heme binding. The record is from RefSeq and is a predicted model, not a curated record. Bases 38 to 427 code for a protein of 129 amino acids. Gene Ontology annotation, cellular component: intracellular membrane-bounded organelle; membrane. Lineage: Eukaryota; Metazoa; Arthropoda; Insecta; Lepidoptera; Pyralidae.
AGCCAUAGUUGAACUGUACUUAGAACUACACAACGCAAUGGCCGAACAAGUGAAGCUGUUCACACGCAAGGAGCUGGAGACGCGCAAUAGCCGCAAGGAUGCGGUACUUAUCAUACACAACGGUGUGUACGACGUCAGCAAAUUCCUCGAAGAGCACCCUGGCGGAGAAGAGGUACUGCUGGAAAAAGCGGGCCAGGACGCCACCGAGCCGUUCGAGGACGUUAGCCACAGCUCCGACGCUAGGUCGCUGAUGAAAAAGUACAAGAUCGGGGAGCUGGUGGAGGAGGACCGCACCAAGACGAAGCCCUCGUACGCGCCCGAGUGGAACGACCAGCCGCAGGAGCAGGGCAACGCGUGGAGCACGUGGCUGACGCCGCUGCUGCUGGGCAUCGCCGCCACCAUCGUGUACCGGUACCUGUUCGCGUAGUGCCGCCCGCCGCCCCGCGCCCCGCGCCGCCCCGCCCCGCCGCUACCACGCUCCAGUUGCAAGCUAAUAAAUAAGAUGUCUUUAUUACGAAAUAAAUGUUACAUUGUUGAGUAGUGCGUGACACCCCUGUACCACGUCAAGUUCGUGCGCAGCAACGGAGCUGCGGGGGGGUGAGGUAAGAGAGUUUAUCGGAAAGAGGGAAGAGGGUAAUACAAAAGGUCGGCUGGACCAUACCACUACCCCUCCCCCCGCGCACCCGUCGCCCCGCAGGCGUGCCGUGCACGACGUUGACUUGCUAGCUUCACGUCUGCAGACAUGACUCGUAUUUGUACGCUAUCACGUACAUUAUCUACAGCAUUAGACGACGGGACUUAUCGCUGUACAUUUAGAAGUUCUAUGUACGAAGAAAAUUGGCGCGCAACGAAUGUUGAUGCCAAAAACAAAUAGAUAAAUGUUUAACUCCUUUUUGCGUUAUUAGACCAUAAUUGAUAAGGUUUAGAGAUCUGGAUAGAUUUACCACAUAUAUCGAAAUAUAAAAAAUCUUCAAUUGAUUGAGAGCUCAGAUAUUACUGAAAAAAAAAACAUCGCUUGAAUACAAAACUACCACUUCUGUAAACCUAGUUCCAUAGGUGUCACAAUGAUGAAAUGUCUGAUAAAGAUGUUAGCUUAUAAUAAAUAACGAAAUCCAGUCUGUACGGCUGUCUGCAGGUGUGAACACAGUUUCAAGUACUCUAUACGCUGUAUAAUGCGAAUAGAUUUCGUUUGGCUUCACUUAGAACAGCUUUGUAAUUGGACAAUUGUAGAUAAUAUUGCAAUCGAUUGGUAUUGUUGUCCAGGUUCGUAGGCGAACCUGCUAGGAUGAUAGUGUUUAGCGUGACUUGACUGGUGUUAUGAAUAAUGUACUGUGCCUUGGUGGUGCGUCCGGCCAUCCCCUCUCAAGAUGCAUUUACGACUGUGGCGUUCGUGUCUGUACUUGUGUGGCCUUCGAACUAAUAUUAAUGUUGAUUAAAUGUGUUGGACUCUAGGUAUGUGAUGAAGAAACUGUGCCCCUAGACAAGUAGCUGACGAAUCUGUCGAUAGAUAUGACUCUGCAUGAGUGUACGAGACAGCAAUGUAUGGCGUCCUGCUCUUUCUUGCGUGUGCAGUUACGAAAACGUAUCUACCUGUAUUCAUUUGUUACUUGUCUAAGGGUGCCGUAAUGACUGCACGUUAAGUUUGAUGAUUAAGUUUUGCCUUGAGCUCCCCACCUGCCGUGUGAUCAGAUUCGCAGUUCAGCAGAAAUAGCAAUGUAUGUUAAACAAAAAUCUUGUAAAUUAUUAAUAACCAAAUGGCAAGCUCGUAAAUAUGUGGUCAGCUAUGAACCGAGAAAUUAUUGAGAACAGAGGCUUAUCAUUGUAUAGUUUUUCGCAAUUUAUUUAUGGUGGCAGAGCAUCGAUCCAGUUGUAGCAACCAAGUUGAACAUUAGAGAAUAUAAAACAUUAAGCAGGCGAUACAUAGUAACUAUCGUCCAAUGAAAAUUAUCUAAUUUUAUAUAUAUAUAUAUAUAUAUUACAAUUAACUUAUAAACCUUAUGAUCGUGCAGGGUAUGAUGGAAUCUUAGCCAACGACGCUCCAACUAUUGACUGCUUAUAUUGUAAGCGAGACUUAGGUCGUGUUUACACCAGACGUACAGCCAGAUAAAUUUAUCAUAAAUUCACUAAAAACUAAAGAUUGAAUAUGUAUAAAAAAUCGUUAAACUCCGUAACCAUUACCACAAACAGUGGACGACCGAAUAGACGUACGGUGCAAACACACCCUUAGUAAUCCUGUUGCCUGUAAGAAUAGCAGCUAGACUUGUUGACACGCUGGUUUUUUAUAUUUACAUUGUUAUAAAGAAAUUUAUAUACUAUAUUAUUUUGCAUGAAUGGCUAUAUUUUAUUUCGAUACUUUAUUAGUAUGUACAAUACAUAAUAAGAGAUGUUAUUUAUAUUACGUUUAAACGAGGCGGUCAGCGGAUACAGUUAUAUACUGGAGUGUGUCUCAAAAUGAUAUUAUAUACAGACGAAACUAUUAUAAGUUGCACUAAAACCAAACUCUAUAUUUGAUAUUUAAACUAAGUAUAAAGCACAAGAACUCUUUAUGUAUGUACACGCCUUUGGGACAAACUGUAUUUACCUAAGCUUUUUAUGUGGGGUAACGCGACAUCCGCGAUGCGGGGUAUAAAAUGUUUAUAAGCUCUUUAAUUUUUUUUAUAAGUGUCAUAGAUAAAGUAACGGUAAUUGGGUAUUUUUUUUUUUUUUUGUAUAUUGGAAUGGAUUUUUGUAAUAUAAACUAUCGGGUUUUGUGUGGAACAGCUCAACACGCACAAGUCAUACGUAUGACAUCGGCUCAUAAAUCACACCGUAUCGGCACACAGAUAUAUUUAUUUUCAUAUUAAUCAUAAUAGUUUAAUUAUACAGAGUAAGAAAGAAAUUAUUAGCACCCUACUUUUUUUUUUUUUUUUGAAAAAGUUUAGUUCCGUUAGGAGAGCACUCCCUUAGAUUCUAAUGAUUUCGAUGGCGCCCCGGAGGGCGGCGUCAGCUUUAAGUUAUGAAUGGUGUAGUGAUGAUGCAACUAUUGACUCCUCGGGUUUCUAAUGUCACCAUAUGUGUGCUUUGUAUAAUAAUGUACGAUUUGUCCUAUAAACACUGGCCGAAUCAAAGUAUUUGCUAAUCCAUGUUUACAGAAGUAACGAGUGGCAUUUAAAAGUCUUUCAGUUGCAUUAAUGUGAUUACAAGUGUAGCGUACUCGGUGCUCAUAGUUUAUGAAUGACUGAUUACACGUACGUAAUAAACGGCUUUUGUAAGCGUGCAUUUUGAAACAUGUUAGUCGAUGUGGCGACCUGCUGCUACAUGCGCCAUUUUAAUUGCCUUCAAAUACAGAAUGCACCGGCGUGUGUGGUGUUUAGUUACAUCGACACCGCCGCCUACAUUUAUAUAAUGUUGGUAACAGUGUCAGCGUGACCCAAUACACUAUAUACGACGUGUACACAUGCGGCCCGGCGGCCUCGUCGAGCACUAAGUCUACUUCGUAGUGAUAACCUUUUGAAAUGUUUCCUCACAGUAAUCGCACACGUCACUCAAACCACAAAAAGUAAUAUGAGAUAACUGCAACUCAUCAAUUGUAAUUAGAAUUUUAAAAUGUUUCAUAAUUGACGUAAUAAUGACAAAGGCGGAAUGCAGACAGCUAAAUAAGUUUAAAGUGAAAAAAAAAACAAGAGGUAGGCCGCAUGUGUACCUGAUUUUAAACCGUUGAUCCAUGGGAUUGCUACUAGGCGAUCAUAUUUUUUUAUUUCUGCAAACACUUUGUGUGUACAUUACAGAAAUCGUCAAAUUAUGAUACUGCGGCAAAUUAUGAUUCUCGUGUCAAAAGAUUAUGAAGUGUAUAUACAACACCAUAUAUGUAACAAUUAAAAACCGAUUCCUUGUUUAGUAUAUAUUCUUUAGCAUUAAAAUGAAGGAUAUAAGAUUAAACGUACAAUGAGAAAAUUAUUUCAUACUACCGCCAACUUGUGUUCGCAUUAUAAAUUCCAGGGCUAGAUAUAUCAUUUAAUUUAUGUGUAUAUUAGAUGAUGGGUCCUUGGGGGCGCCCAAUACGUAUGUAAAUUUAAUCAUGUCGAGUAUAUUAUAUAUGGUGAUGAGUAAAUAAUGCAUGUGAUGAGUAAUUCCUAAUGUCAAUCAGGUGAUUACAAAUAUAAUAAAAUAAAUAGAAUGUUCCCAAUAAUUAUUUUGUAAAUUAAUUAACCGAUGUGAAAUAUAUAGUGAAAUGGACACCCUACAGUUGUUUGGAAUAACUAGUCUAACCUUUGAGUUUUGGUUUAAUAACGAAGCCAUAAACUAAAAAUCUGUAUUUGCUUAACUAAGAUAUGGCUAUUAGCUUAUUAAUGAUGAUCACUGUACAGUCUGGUUACAGCCUACAAGUGUUUUUCAGUAUUAUCUAUUGGUAAUUGGCUCUCUUUCUCUCUCACCCUGAUUGCAUACUCGUCCAUGGAUCAACGGUCACCCACUUGAUAUAAUUUAUGAAACCAUAGUUAUAUACUAUUGCCAAUAGUUUUAAUAUAUAAAUAUGAAAGGAACAAUAACAUUUGGAUCUAUAGGAAAUUUUCCUUGGCACUGUGUUGAAUGAAAUGUUUGAUUUAUAAUUUUGUUAUGUAUUUUAUAUAAAUAAUAAUAAUACUAUUA